Cuscuta campestris is the source of this 2529-nucleotide messenger RNA. NCBI's taxonomy places the organism in Eukaryota, Viridiplantae, Streptophyta, Magnoliopsida, Solanales, Convolvulaceae. The record is from the annotation of a GenBank genome assembly.
ACUAACCCAUCCAUAUUGAUUACUGCUCACUCUACCCACCAAAAAUUCCGCACACAAUCUAAAGUUCACAAGAACUCUAGAUUAACACUUAUUUUCUCGUUUUCAAAAGAAACGAAAAGGUUUUUAAAUCUGUAACAAAGUCUAUUCACCCCCCUUCUAGACUUUGUAUUUCACCACUUUGGGACCACCAAUUGGUAUCGGAGCAAACUUCUCACUAUCUACGUUUAGAUUAACGAGAAGCGAUCACAAUGGUGAACAAUAUGGAUCACGGUUUUCCCAAGUUUUCUCUUCUAGGUUAUGAUGAUUGGAAGAUCAUGAUGGAAGCACAUCUCUAUGCUCUACAUGACUGCAUGUGGAUGGUGCUUGAGGAUGGACCCUUGAAAAUCCAAAUAAAGAAUCCUGAGAGGAAUCCAGCAACUCCAGAUGUAGUCCAGUACAUUCCAAAGCCCAAGGAAAAAUGGGAUGAUAGAGACUGCAAAAAGCACAAUCUGGACAACGUUGCCAAAGCAGCCAUCUUUAAGACUCUUGAUCCCAUCACCUUCUCCAAAAUCAAGCAUCUCAAGACUGCCAUGGAGAUAUGGCAAGGUCUUGGGAAGCUAUGUGAGGGAUCAGAGGACUUAAGAAAGCAGAAGAUAGAAGUCCUGCUUGAGAAGUUCAAAGGCUUCAAAAUGCUUCCCGGAGAAUCAUUUGAUAUGUUGGAUGAAAGAUUCCACAAAAUCUUGAAUGAUCUUGCCUCACUUAACCACGUUCUUUCUCCAAAAGAAAAGAAUGUAAGGUUAGUGAGAUCACUUCCGACCGAGUGGUACACCAAAGCCACAGCCAUGGAAGAAGGAAGAAACCUGGAAAACUACACUGUCCAAGGUCUCCUUGAUGAGCUCAAAACCUAUGAGCACGAGCUGAAGAAGAAGAAGGAAGAACAAGUCACUCCCUUCCCCAUGGCACUGAUGACAACUCCAAGAGUCCCAUCAAGUGAAGGGACAUGCCCAAGAAACUGUGACACACCCUCCUCCAGCCAGCCGUCAAGCUCAAAAAUGGAGAACUACGAUGAGGAAUUUGCCAUGAUGGUCAAGCAAUUCCAGAAGUUCAAGAAGUUCUUCAAGAAGGCUGACUCAGUCAGAAGGCCAUCCAAGGGAAAGCCACAGAUAAGUGACUCCCCUCCUGAAUCUUAUUUGUGUUAUAACUGCAGGAAGCCUGGCCACUGGAAGUCAGCAUGCCCAUACCCAAAGGUGGAGAAGUACGGAGAAAGGGAAAGGAACGAGAAGAAAAAGAAGGCAAUGGUUGCUGCUGAAAGUGACGAGUCAUCCAGCUCAAGCUUAGAUGAAGAAGCCCUCGUCUGCAUGGAGCGCAGAGCUGAAAAGUCCAACCAUGAGGAUAGGUGGACUAUGUCAGAAGAUGACACCCUCUGCCUAAUGGCCAAAGAUGAUGCUGAUCAAGAGGUAACUUCACAAACCUCCUGCUCAUCUUCUUAUGAAAGCAUACCAACUUCUGAAAAUCUUUUUGACCAGUUCAAAAAGAUGAUGGUAGAUUUUGAGGAAAUAAAUCUCAAACAUUCAUCCUUAACAGAGGAGAACAAACUUUUGAGUGAAGAGAAUCUCAAGUUGACUGAAGGGAUACUUAAGUCCAAAGAAGCAGUGGAUAAGCUUCUUGAAACGACCAAACAUAAGGGUCGUGAGGGACUUGGGUUUGACCCCUCUAGUUCCAAAAGGAAAGGGAGAACAACUUUCAUCCCUCCUAAACCUACUGCCCAACCAAAUAAGCAGAAAGGAAAGGAAAAGGAGAAACCAACAGAAGUUUCCAAAAAGGAAGCCGCUAAGUACCCAGGUGUCUGGUACUUAGACAGUGGCUGUUCAAGACACAUGACGGGUGAUGCGAGCCUUUUGAGCAAUCUGAUUCCCUAUGAUGGUCCAAGAGUUACUUUUGGAGGAAGAAAUGAUUUUGGCCUUACUAAAGGGCUAGGAAAUCUGGUGUACAAGGGACUAACCAUCCAAGCUGUAUCUUAUGUUGAAGGUCUCAAUUAUAACCUUCUUAGCAUAAGUCAGUUUUGUGAUAAAGGUUACUCCUUGGAAUUCUGCAAGGACAUGGCAUCUCUCAAGAACAUCUCCACAAAUGAGGUCAUUCUCACUGGGAAAAGAAUCAGGAACAUCUAUGAAGUAAUGUGGGACAAUGUCAAGGAAGCAUGUCUAAUCAGCAAAGAAUCACGUACUAAAACUUAUAGUGAGUAAGAAAUUUAUACCUUUCUCCGUAAGCGGUAAAAACGAAGAAGUCGUAGAAAGAGCGUUGAAAGUGCAAACGUAACCGUUCAAGCGUCCGGUCUCCAACUUUGACACACGAACAACGCCGGAGUCUACCACAAUCUUUAUGCUAGUAAAGAUUAUAGUAGUAUAAAAUAUAAAGAUUAAAAUUUGGGAUAAUAAUAAUCUUGUAUAUUUCUUAUAGAAAAUAUUUCUAAUAAUAUUUAGAAAAUAUUAUAGAUAUUUUCUAUACACAAAAUGAUAUUAAUGGAACACAAAAGAAAUUUUCUCUCACUAG